This is a messenger RNA of Cylicostephanus goldi, 350 nucleotides long. The record is from the annotation of a GenBank genome assembly. Lineage: Eukaryota; Metazoa; Nematoda; Chromadorea; Rhabditida; Strongylidae.
CAAGAUCGCGAUGAAUACAUAGAAAUUAUAUGGCGUAAUGUACAAAAUGGAGCUGACGAUCAAUUUGAGAAAAUUUAUUUUGGAUACAAUUUAAACGUGAUCGAUCAUCUCAAAGAGCCGUACGAUUACUCCUCUAUUAUGCACUAUGGACCGUACGCAUUCAGCGGAUCCGGAAAGAAAACCAUUCUUCCACGAAAGAGUGGUGCGGAACGAAUGGGUCAAAGAAUUGCAUUCUCUGAAGGUGAUAUAAGGAAGAUAAACAAGUUGUAUAAUUGCGAUAUGAGCAUCAGCGGAAAUGCAAUCAUCGAUAGGAACCAAGUAAGGACUUUGCAUAACUAUAUCAGUUGAAA